Molecule: messenger RNA, 1614 nt
Organism: Coniophora puteana RWD-64-598 SS2
Lineage: Eukaryota; Fungi; Basidiomycota; Agaricomycetes; Boletales; Coniophoraceae
Exons: 5
Coding region: 1-1614 (537 amino acids)
Source: RefSeq, a predicted model, not a curated record
AUGUCUUCCAACACCAAGGCCAACAACACCUUCUCCGCGACCAACGUCUUCAGCGGGUCGCACGUCGAAGAGUGGGCUUUGUCUAUGCUCCAUUACUGCCGUUCUGAGGGCUGUGGUAUCGCGCUCAAGCCGAGGCCCGUCGCUCUCGCUACGGGCUCCGACGAGGCCAAGGCCGAGAGGGACAAGGAGAUCAAGGAGUGGGACGCGAAGGACAUGCAAGCCAGGGGGAAGAUCGGUUUCAAGGUCGACCCCCACGUCUGGGCCAAGGUCGAAGAGGCAGGAAACAGUACGACGACCUCUGUCAAAACGGCGUCGGAAAUCCUCGCCUUCCUCAAAGCCGAGUACGGCGUCCAGAAGCGCGGCGUCACAGAGGCCUUCGUCAAGAUGGGCAAACUGCUCCGUACCGACGGUACCGUGCACUUCGCACAGUCCGCCGACCGCUAUGCCCCUGUUGACCAGCGAGAAUAUUUCCCCGCUCCCAGGGAAUUGCCACCGCCGCCGCCGAUGCAGGAAUCAGUCCGGGAUCCGCACCUCCUGGCCAACCAGUCGGGACAGCGGUUCCAGGGAACUGGCGCGCCGAACAACUUCGGCAUCCAUCAGGCGCUUGACCGCGCACGAGAAACGGCUAGCCUUCACGGCUCGAUACGCCCACUCAUCGAGGAUGUCCGGACUGAGGUUCAACGCGAGAUGCUCGAAGAGCGUCUGAGAGAGGAACCAUCGAUGGAGAUUGCCGAAACGCCGCAAGGCAGUCCGACUCCGACCGAACGGCCAGUUCAGAAGCCAAUAGCUCCCGAGGUGUCUCGCCAGAGACUACAAGCCAGGUUGGGCCCCAAACCCCUCAGCCGCCGACUGGGGUCUCAACAACACCCCGCUACCACCGGUACCAGCACCCGCGCCGAUACCGGUUCAUCCGCCGAGCCCGACGUCAACGAUCUCGAGUUCGGAUCAGUCGCCGAUGGACUACCAUACGGCACUGAAUUCCUCACUGGCCCCGUCAGCCUCGAGUCAGAGCUACCACUCAGCUCCUCGGAACCAGACGUUCUUCGGUCUACCUCCCAGCGACGAGUCGAGCGGAUACGAGAGCGCCGAGAGAUUACCUCCGCCUCAACGCCCGGCCACGCCGGAACCCACCUCGCCGAGCGAAUCAGCGGAGACACUCGUGGACCCGCCCUCCAGCCCGUUGCCGAACUUCCACUGCAACAUCUGCAGGGGAAUGUACUGCGACAUGCCGGGCGCCCACGUCACGCUCAGCUUCGGCCUGCGACUCAGUCCAGAAGAAAUUUGACAAGUCCGGAUCGUCGACGGGAUACCAGUCAACUCCCCGAUGAUGGACCGACUAAUGGACACAGCGCAGGAGCUAGGGGUACCAAGAGAAAUCUUGGAGGCAUCGCCGAGGAGACAGGAGGAAUGGAUGAGGGAGCUCGCCGAGGUUCGCCGAAGAGGCGCCUGGCAGGAGCUCCUGGAAGCGGACCCACAAGGCCCGACGUUGUACCAUCCCGCCGCAAUACUCCGCCACGGGCCGCAACGCCUAGGCGCAGUUCGCCGAUGGCGCCUGGAAGUUCACCGCGAGAACGCUCCACGACUACGACGGAUGGAGCGACGAGGGAGGAGUAA